This is a messenger RNA of Eurytemora carolleeae, 1853 nucleotides long. RefSeq names its product serine protease easter. The record is from RefSeq and is a predicted model, not a curated record. The transcript is spliced from 18 exons. Gene Ontology annotation, molecular function: serine-type endopeptidase activity. Gene Ontology annotation, biological process: proteolysis. NCBI's taxonomy places the organism in Eukaryota, Metazoa, Arthropoda, Copepoda, Calanoida, Temoridae. The coding region runs from base 1 to 1464 and encodes 487 amino acids.
AUGUUGGAAUACUUAUCCGAGACUCCUUCUUCUGUGGGUCAGCUGACGAAUUCUGUAUCUUCCGGUAGCUGUGUUUAUCAGGACUAUAAGGAAGGAGAAUGUGUUCCCUAUCCGAAAUGUUUUCCAUUUAUAAAACUUCUGCAGAACUUACGAAAGCCUCUGCCCCCAGAGGUUCCAGUUAUAAUGAGAGAGGUUUAUCUGUGUGGGAAAGAUAGAUCUACCGGAAUACCAAAAAUUUGCUGUCCCUCGGAUGGAAUCAUUGAUAACAAUUUCUUAGGAAGUGUGGAAAGUCCAAAAACAGGAAAUGAAACUACGACUGCAACAACAGCUGCAACUACAACUACAACUACAACUACAACUACGUUAACAAGAACUACAACUACAGCUAAAACAAUUAAACAACAUCUUCAUUCACAAACAACAUCUUCACAAACAACAUCUUCAGAAACAACAUCUUCACAAACAACAUCUUCAGAAACAACAUCUUCACAAACAACAUCUUCACAAACAACAUCUACACAAACAACAUCUUCACAAACGACAUCUUCAGAAACAACAUCUACAACAACAAAAACAACAAAGAAAUCAUCAUCUUUAAAAGAACAUCCAGGACUGAAAUUGCUGAGCAACUUAGAUACGUGUGGACGUUCAUUGGUUCUGCAAAGAAUAGUUGGAGGGAAGAAGGCUAGCCUUGGACAAUAUCCUUGGUUAGCUAACAUUGGAUAUUCAGUUUCUGGGAGCAGCAAAGUAGAAUUCAAAUGCGGUGGAACAUUGAUAGGAAGACGACAUAUUCUUACAGCAGCCCACUGUGUCGCCAGCCUUCCUAAGGACUACCUUUUUACUGCAGUUCGGGUGGGAGAGUAUGAUAUAUCCAACACUAUCCCAGAUUGUGAUAAAUAUGAAAACUUUUGUGCACCCCUUCCUCAGGAUUAUAAACCAGAAUUGGUUUUAAUACAUCCAGAUUACAAUAAACCGUACAGGUUUAAUAAUGAUAUUGCUCUGAUUAAGAUGGAAAAAGAUAUUGUAGAAUCAGAUUUUGUAUCUCCAAUAUGUUUACCUCUACCCUCUGUCUUCAAUGUGGAUUAUGAGGAUAGGACCCCUGAGGUGGCAGGCUGGGGGGCCAUUGAUAUGUAUGCAAGAAAUUUUAGUGAUGUUCUUCAAUACGUUUCUGCUCCAAUCUUUGAGUUUGAAGCCUGCUCAGCACUGUACAGCAAACAAAGGGUGAAGCUUCUCGAGUCACAAAUAUGCGCUGGAGGAAGAAAAGGAGAAGACAGCUGUUCGGGGGAUUCCGGUUCCGGUCUUAUGAUGGACGUUGAGAUCAAUAACAGACCAUAUGAUCCUAGAUGGAUACAGAUUGGUGUUGUUAGUUUUGGACCUCGUCGUUGUGCUACUCUCGGAGUUCCCGCCGUUUAUACAAAUGUUACGUCAUACAUUCCUUGGAUUCUAGAUUCUGCACUUCUUUAAUCUGAAGUUUCAUGUUCUUCACUGAUUCUAGAUUCUGCACUUCUUUAAUCUGAAGUUUCAUGUUCUUCUCUGACUCUAGAUUCUGUACUUCUUUAAUCUGAAGUUUCAUGUACGACUCUGACUCUAGAUUCUGUACUUCUUUAAUGUAAAGUUUCAUGUUCCUUGGACUCUAGAUUCUGUACUUCUUUAAUCUGAAGUUUCAUGUUCUACUCUGACUCUAGAUUCUGUACUUCUUUAAUCUGAAGUUUCAUGUUCUUCUCUGACUCUAGAUUCUGUACUUCUUUAAUCUGAAGUUCCAUGUUCUUCUGUGACUCUAGAUUCUGUACUUCUUUAAUCUGAAGUUUCACGUUCUUCACUGAUUCUAGAUUCUGCACUUCUUUAAUAUGAAG